AUGUCGACCGUUCUCGAACAGUCAUCAUCAUCGUCAUCCUCCUCCGUUCCAAGCCAUGGGGUUGUACACAAAGGAGUGUUUGAGAAAGACCAGAGCAUUGUAGAAACUGUGGAAGCCCCGCCUCCUCUCGGUGCUCCACUCGAAGAAAAGCGGUUUUGGUUCCAGAGGACCAAAGGUUACGACCCUGGAGCUAUCGCGACUUUGCCCAGUGUCUACGAUGAUCCUGAAACUGCCAAACAGUAUCAGCCUCGUGCCGAUUGGGAGAACGUCCAUCGUUUCAACCCCCUCGCAAGAUGGAAUUGGGGCGAGGAAAACAAAUUGAUCCGCAAAAUCGACCUGCGCAUUCUGAUAUUCGUAUGCAUCUGCUUUAUGGCGCUGGAGAUUGACCGCGCAAACAUCCAGCAAGCCAAUACCGAUAAUUUCCUUCGAGAUCUGCACCUCACGACCAACGGUGAGUAG
This is a messenger RNA of Periconia digitata, 459 nucleotides long. The record is from the annotation of a GenBank genome assembly. Lineage: Eukaryota; Fungi; Ascomycota; Dothideomycetes; Pleosporales; Periconiaceae.